Molecule: messenger RNA, 1485 nt
Organism: Homarus americanus (American lobster)
Lineage: Eukaryota; Metazoa; Arthropoda; Malacostraca; Decapoda; Nephropidae
Exons: 4
Coding region: 1-1485 (494 amino acids)
Source: RefSeq, a predicted model, not a curated record
AUGUACCUCAAGCAGUCCCUCAUGAUUGGAGGACUAUUCUUUGCCCACCAAAUUACAACAAUAGGAGCGAAGGCAGUCAAAGCUCAAAUAGAGCAAAACUACUGCAACCAGGGGCAUUCCCAGAGACAGGAGCGCGGGGACAUCGGACUUUGCAACCUGGGGACUCUUCCAGUCAAUGGCGUGCCAGGGCCCUCCCAUGUCCAGCACCCAGGGCCUGCAACAGGCGGUGGUGCCCCCAGGGACCUGCCAGAGGCAGUGGCGUCCUCAGAGGGCUGCCAGGCAGUGGCACUAGGAGCACUGCCAGUGGUGCUGGCGCCCAUAAGUUCUCUCCUGGACAGUGGCCUUCCGGGGCCUCCCAGAAGCGCAGCACUCCUAGAGCUUGGCCAAGAGCAGUGGCUUCCCAGGGGCUCUGCCAGCGACAGCGGCGCUCACAUAGGCUCUCCCAAGGACACUGGUGCUCCCAGGGUCUUGCCAGGGACGGUGGAGAACCCAGGGGCCCUCCCAGGGACAGCGUUGCACCCAGGGGCCCUCUCCGGGAUGGUAGCCAGGGAGAGCAGAGCUCCCAGGGCUGGCGCCGACCCCAGGGACCGUACCAAGGGUCCCGGUGGGCCCUACGACAUGCUUAACCGUCGUGUCAUACACUCUCUAAAUAGUGCAAAAACUACUGCAAACGGGGGUCGUCCCAGAGACGGGAGCGCUUGCAGGGACCCUCCCAGGGGCUGCGGCACCCUGGGGACUCUUCCAGUGACAGCGGCGUCCCAGGAGUCGUCUGAGGGACAUCGGCGCAUCCAGGUGCCCUUCAAUGGCGGUGGCGCCCCAAGGGGCCUUGCCAGAGACGAUAGCGCCAUCAGGGACACUCACAGGGCCAUCGAGACGGUGGGGAACUCAGAGGCCUUGCCAGGGGCGCUGGCGCCACAAGGGGCUCUCCCUGCGACUUCGGUGCGCCCAGGGGCCCUUCUAGGGAUGGCAGCACCCUCAGGGGCCUUUCCACAAACGCCGGCGCUCCCAGGCACCUUGCCAGGGGCAGUGGCACUCCCAGGGGUUCUCCCCGCGACAACGGUGCUCCCAGGGGACUUAGAAGGGACAGCGGUGCCCCAGGGUCCCUUGAGGCUCAGCGACGCUCCCAGGGACCCUCUCAGGGACGGAAGCGCCUCCAUGGGCCCUGCCAGAGUCGUUGGCUCCCCUAAGGGCCCUGCUAGGGGUACUGCCACCCCCCCUCCCCCAAAGGGGCUCUCUGAGGGUCAUCGGCACUCACAGGAGCCCUCCCAGAGACAGCGGUGCUCCCAGGAACCCUGCCAGGGACGGCGGCGCUCCCCGGGGCUCUCUCUGGGACAGCAGCGCUCCCAGCGACCCUCUCAGGAGAGGUGGCGUCCACUGGGGCCAUGUCAUGGACAGCGGAGUUCCCAGGGAACCUCCCAGGGGAAACGCCGACCCCAGAAAUCGAACCAAGUGUCCCCAGGAGCCCUAUGGCAAGAUUGUCCAUAG